Populus euphratica (Euphrates poplar) is the source of this 782-nucleotide messenger RNA. Its product is annotated as josephin-like protein. The transcript has a single exon. NCBI's taxonomy places the organism in Eukaryota, Viridiplantae, Streptophyta, Magnoliopsida, Malpighiales, Salicaceae. The record is from RefSeq and is a predicted model, not a curated record. Bases 205 to 594 code for a protein of 129 amino acids.
UAUCUUGAUCAGUAUCUUCCUUUCCCUUCUCUUUAUGUCACAUUAAUUUUCAUCAAUAAAUACCCCCUGCAAACUUACCAACUGCCCCUUCUUGUUCACAACUCUCCCUCCCUCCCUCCCCCCCCCUCCAUGCACUGUUUCUUUCUCUAUCUCAAAACAAGCAAGGGUUUUUUUCUCAUUGGAACUCUCCGCUACUAGUCCAAAAUGUCACGCAAAGAAAGCAAGCGACUAAGUUUCAGUCCUGAUGAAAAUGAUAAGCCAACAAUCUUUCUUAAACAUGGAAGUGGAACAAGGGUAGGUGGAAACAGGAAGAAGAUUGCUGGAAUUUUCUCUUUUAGGCUUCCUAGAACCUCAAAAUUUUCACCAGCAAGACUACUAAGGCGCCUCGGAGCUAAGGUAGCAAGAGUUCUACGUUUUGUGUCCAUGGGAAGGAAAUCUUCUCGUAAGGUUACUUCAUCAAGUUUGCCAAGAUCAAGAUCACUCGCUGAGGCAGGAGACUCUCAAAGAGCUGAAGCUAUUGAAGAUUGCAUUGAGUUCCUAAAUUCUUCAUCCUCUUUGCAGAGGUCAAGCUCAGUUUCUACAAAUUCUUAUUAGACUCUGCGGUCAAGAGAAAAAUAUGUAUAUGAAAUGAACAAAAAGUUCAUAAUAUUUCAUUGAUCAUUAGUAGUUUCUUAGUUUCUAAUAGAGAAGUAGGCAAAUACACAAGAGGAAUCGGUACAAAUAGCAACAGCCACUGAUAUGUUUAUGCAUAGAGUUCGAGCAUCAAGAAUCUUUUGCAUAUA